AUGGCCAGCCCAAGGCCUCGGUGGGGCAACCUGCUGCUGUUCAUGAGCAUCAUGGCCCUCACAGUUGUGGUCAUCUCCCUGAUGUUCUACGCUCUCCUCUGGAAGGCUGGCAACCUCACUGAUCUGCCCAACCUGAGAAUUGGCUUCUACAACUUCUGCUUGUGGAAUGAGGACACCAGCAUCCUACAGUGUCACCGGUUCCCUGAGCUGGAGGCCCUGGGGGUGUCUCAGGUUGGCCUGGCCCUGGCCAGGCUUGGCGUGUAUGGGGCCCUGGUCCUCACCCUCUUUGUGCCCCUGCCUCUCCUCCUAGCCCGGUGCAACAGUGAUGAGGGAGAAUGGCGGCUGGCAGUGGGCUUCCUGGGUGCAGCCUCUGUGCUACUGGCUGGCGGCCUAGGCCUCUUCCUCUCCUAUGUGUGGAAGUGGGUCAGGCUCUCCCUCCUGGGGCCUGGGUUUCUAGCUCUGGGCAGCGCCCAGGGCUUACUCAUCCUCUUGCUUAUGGCCACAGUUGUGUUCCCUCUGAGGGCUGAGAGGGCUAAGAGUGCGCUUGAGAGCUGCUAAAGUCUUAUGUGAUUGCAAGGGUUCAGUUCCAGCCACGCUCAGAGAUGGUACAUCUUUUCAGCCAACUCAUUUUAUAGCUAAUACUGAUCUCCAGCUCCAGCAGAUGGAACCCACUACAGAGGUGGGGCCCUUACAUCAAGGAGGCCAAGGGACACCAAGGGCAGCCGGAGCACCGGUGGCUUCUUAGUGUAGGACUGUCUGUCCUUCAGGACUUCCAAGGCUUCCAAAGACUCCCUAAAACCAUGCAGCUCAUUGUCACAGCAAUUCCUGCUUUAAUUAAUGGAUCUGAGCAAAUCUUCCUCUAGCUUCAGGAGGGAGUGAUUCCCAUCAUGGGGCCAGACGUCCAGGCUGAUCUGCAAAAUGUCAAACUGAAACCUAGCAAAGAUUUAUGGCAACAAAUGAGGACAUUAAAAAAAAAAGUGAGCACCUCAGUGUCACUGGGGCCCUGAUUAGGGAGCUUCCACUGGACUCACCAUGGUGAGUGGGCUGCCAGGAGCCACCACUGGGACUCCACUCCCACAGGCCCAGGAAUGAUCUCUGAGUGACUCAACAAAGGAUACAUGGGGCACAAAGAGAAGCCUUGGUUGCUUCAAAGCUUCCCUGGACCUGAAGCCAGAUAGAGCAGAUACAUCUGCCGGCAAAUCACUCCCAUGAUGAGACCCAGGACACCAAAUCCGUGUGAACAGGACUGGACGGUUGUACACAUACAAACGCUGCCACCCUCCACUUCCCAACCAGGACCUGGAAAGGACAUUGGCACAACUUACACAUUGGGGAAUUUUGUGUAUUUUCUAGCACCUGUGUAUUGGAAAACCUGUAUCAUUUCCAAUGAUUUACUCAUCUACACCUGUCCAAGGCCACACUGAAAACAGAGGCAGAAACAUGGACUCAGAUGUGA
This is a messenger RNA of Callithrix jacchus (white-tufted-ear marmoset), 1456 nucleotides long. It is a transcript of the gene TMEM140, whose product is annotated as transmembrane protein 140. The record is from RefSeq and is a predicted model, not a curated record. Lineage: Eukaryota; Metazoa; Chordata; Mammalia; Primates; Cebidae.